Messenger RNA from Rubroshorea leprosula, 1009 nucleotides. The record is from the annotation of a GenBank genome assembly. NCBI's taxonomy places the organism in Eukaryota, Viridiplantae, Streptophyta, Magnoliopsida, Malvales, Dipterocarpaceae.
AUAUUCACUCCGGCUCUGUUGCCAUCACAACUGUAGAGUCCCUUCAGUCUAUCCUCUAAGGAUGUACCAAUCACGAUUUGGUUUUGGGACUAAGAGACUCCAUGGUCAUCACAAUGAGGGUAGAGAGAAGAUAGAGACGAGCCACAAGCACAACUGGUCCUGCCGCUGUGGCGCGCCAGCGACUCUCUACACGCCUUUCCCUUUCGGUGAUGGCCCGGAAGAGGUUCCUUAUUGGUGGAGUCAUCAAGAAAGUCUUUGUCUUCCAUUUCUCUGCAAUUUUCUAGUCAAGGGUCCUUCGGCAAUGGAGGGAAUGCUUGGACUGCUCAGGAUUCGGGUAAAAAAAGGCAAGAAUCUUGCUGUUCGUGAUACCCGUAGCAGUGAUCCUUUUGUCGUCGUCACCAUGGGUCCCCAGAAGUUGAAGACCAGUGUGGUGAAAAACAGCUGCAAUCCUGAAUGGAACGAAGAACUCACUCUUUCUAUCAAAGAACCUAUCGUUCCAAUCCAUUUAACAGUUUAUGACAAAGACACGUUUACUGUGGAUGACAAAAUGGGUGACGCGGAGAUAAGCAUUGAACCUUAUAUGGAAGCUUUGAGAACGCACAAGAGCUUGCAAGAUCUUCCAGAUGGUUCUGCACUCAAGAAAAUACAGCCAGACAAGAAAAACUGUCUUGCUGAUGAGAGCAGCAUUGUCUGGAGAAAUGGCAAGAUCGUCCAAGACUUGAAUCUGAGGUUGAAUAACGUAGAGUGUGGGGAAGUGGAGGUCCAACUGGAGUGGAUUGAUAUUCCAGGUUGCAAGGGUCUGGGAGGCGAAGAAAUGCUGAAGAAGGAUUGAUUUAAAUAUAUAUUUAAAGUUUCAUUCUACCCUCUGGAAACUUGAAACAUAGUUUAACAUAUUUCCCUGUAAUUUUAUUUGAACUAAUGUAUUAUUGUAGUAAAAUCAUAUUGUAUCUCGAUGAAAUGGCUAGGGUUCGAGCGGUUCUAAUUUGGUUAAAUCACCAUUUUUGUCCGU